Camellia sinensis is the source of this 2030-nucleotide messenger RNA. Its product is annotated as protein BREVIS RADIX. The record is from RefSeq and is a predicted model, not a curated record. Lineage: Eukaryota; Viridiplantae; Streptophyta; Magnoliopsida; Ericales; Theaceae.
UAUGUUCUCUUCCCUUGUGUCUUUAUUCUUGAUCUCUUCCCAUAUAUAUGCAAGCAUAGCUAUAUAUAUAUAUAAUCGUAAAUCACAAAACUUUCCAUUUUUUGGAAUCGCUAAAAGCUGCUGGAGUCUCGCCGGUGGUGAUCACAAAUCCGAAGAAUUCUCUCUCUCCCCCCUCUCUCUCUCUCUCUCUCUCUCUCUCUCUCAAGAAUGUGUGACGUUUGAGUGAUGUUCGCUAUCUCUAGCUUGAUUCUCCGAAGCAGAAUUCAAGGGAUUUGAGAGAUUUGACUCUUUUUCUUUGUCACUCUGUUUUUGAAGCUAAAAAGGGACUAAAAUAGGUAACUUCGGUGAUAUUUCAAUCGCCAUUGAAGAGAGCUCUAGAUUUUUAGCUUGUUUUGGAGGCAGUAAAUCACUGGACACAGAGACACCUUGCUUUGUUUUUAAGGUAAGGUAGAAAAAUAGAAAAAGGUUGUUUAAAGAAGAAAAACAAAAAUGCUGACGUGUAUUACAUGCUCGAAGCAAAAGAUCGAGGACGACGAGGAAGUGGUGCGCGGAACACCUAGUACAAAAGACGCGGUCAAAGGCCUGACCACGCAGAUCAAGGAUAUGGCAUUGAAAAUGUCGGGUAACUACAGGAAGCCUGGUACAGGCACUAGUAGCUAUAAGAAAGGGCAGCGGUCUUUCCCAGACUUCGACACCAUCUCAGAAGGGGUCCCCUACCCAGGAAGCUCGAGCUCAACACCUGCAUGGGAUUUUACUACCACAGGCCACAACCUGGCUGGUGGUUCUGAUUCAAGGUUUGCCCGGUCAUAUGGUGGUGACCGUCCCUCUGUAGGAUUAGAAUCUAUCUGUAGCAGGUCUAGUGAAGUCGUGCUAGAGGAUGAGGAUGAGCCCAAGGAGUGGAUGGCACAGGUGGAGCCCGGCGUGCAAAUUACUUUUGUGUCUCUUCCUAAUGGUGGGAAUGAACUCAAACGAAUCCGCUUCAGCCGAGAAAUGUUUAAUAAAUGGCAAGCUCAACGAUGGUGGGGUGAGAACUAUGAUCGAAUCAUGGAGCUCUACAAUGUUCAGAGAUUCAAUCAGCAAGCUCUUCAAACUCCCCUAAGGUCUGAGGAUGAGCCAAGAGAUUCUACUUACUCAAGACUAGGAUUGGCUAGGGAAAGUCCAAUGAUGACUCCAUCACUAAACAAAGAAUGGGUGCCAAGAAACUAUUAUAAACCUUCAGAUCAAGGAGGCAGCCACUACUACAAUGCUGGGUCAAGUAAUUAUGGUGCUGGUGGCCCAGCAUCAAUGGACGCGUCACGUACAACAACCUCCUCUAGAGAUGAGAAUUCGGUUUCAAUUAGCAAUGCCAGCGACGUAGAAUCAGAAUGGAUUGAGGAAGAUGAGCCUGGGGUGUACAUUACCAUCAGACAGUUAGCUGAUGGCACUAGAGAGCUGCGGCGUGUCAGAUUCAGCCGAGAAAAGUUUGGAGAGGUGAACGCGAAGACCUGGUGGGAAGAGAAUAGGGAGAGAAUACAAGCACAAUACCUUUGAUGAAUUAUUGGUGUUCACAUUGCAAUGCUUGUCUGCAAUUAGAGCACAGUUUCUCUGGAAAUGGAAUCAUUCUACAUUUCUGCUUCUCAGCAUGUUAUGGAGUCACCACAGAUUGGAUUAUCGCUUACCAUAGUCGGGAAUUGAAAUGGCAUUCUUGUCCUAAAAUGCUAUAAUCAUUAAUCCUUGACAGGUAUUUUUGUGAUGAUGAUUCAGUCUAUACUGUGGGGUUAUCCUAAUAGAUAGAGACAUUAAUUUGAAUGAAUGCAAUGUGAGGACAUGUAGUAUAGGUUUGGUUUCUAGAGGCCUUUUUAUUUUAUUUUAUUUGUUUUUUUGUUAUUAUUAUUAUUAUUUUUUGUUCUUUUUGCCUUUAUGAUCUUCAGAGUUCAUACCAACAAUUUGCAAGAUUUUUUAUUUAUUUUUUGGUCUUGGGGCUUCUUUGAAUUAUUUUGUCUCAAGAUUUACAUAUCAGAGUUUGAGAAAUGGAAUUGGAAGCUUAUGUA